AUGCUGUGCGCGCAGCAGCGAGGCGCAGCAGCAGCUGCUGCUGCUGCAGCUGCUGCUGCUGCAGCAGGGGCUGCUGCUGCUGGCAGCAGCAGCCACAGCUGGGCAGAAUACCAAGUGUUUGCUUUUGAGAGUCUCUUGAGGGCCUUCCCAGGGGCCCCCGGAUGUGGGGCCAGCAGCAGCAGCAACAGCUGCUGCAAAACGCAUGCAGCAGCCAGCAGCAGCAGCAGCAGGUCCGAAACUUUGUUGCUGCUGCUGCCGCUGUGCAGCGAGUGCGCCGCAGCCCCUCCAAUAUGUACAGUCGCGGGAAGAGCAGCAGCAGCAGCAGCAGCAGCAGCAGCAGCAGCAGCAGCAGCAGGGCGGAGCAUGCCCUGUGCAUGCAGCGCAUGCAGCUCGUCGCUGCUGCUGCUGCUGCUGCUGCGCUUAGGCCUCCAGGGCCUCCAAAGGGCCCCACAGGCAGGUGGGCUGCUGCUGUGCAGCAAAACAGAUGUGCAGCAGCAGCAAAGGAACUUCUUCCCGCUGCUGCUGCAGCCUUUGGCCCAGUGGCAGGGCCCACACAACAUCACCAGGGGGCCCCCCAGGGGCCCCUCAAAAGCCUCUUUAGGGGGCCCCCUGGGGGCCCCCCUGGGGGCCCCCCAUGAAGCCUUUCCUGGGGGCCCCCCGGGAGUUCCCUUAGGGGGGCCCUCUAGGGGCUUCCCCGGGGGCCUCUCUGCGGGGGCCCCCAGGGGACCCCCACGGGGGCCCCUACCGCAGCAGCAGCAGCAGCAGCAGCAGCAGCAGCAGCAGCAAGGGCAGCAGCAGCGCAGCGCGCAGCCCCGGCUGCUGCAGCAGCAGCAGCAGCAGCAGAGCAGCGCCGCAGAACACUGCGAGGUGGAUAUUUGUGCUGCUAAAGAAAGCUUUUUGGCUUUCAGAAGACUUAGCUAUAAAUUGCUGCUGCCCCCGGGGGCCCCAGGGGCCCCGGGGGCCCCGGGGGCCCCGGGGGCCCCUGGGGCCCCGGGGCCCCCGGAGGGGCUAUGGCCUUGGGUUUGGCAGCUUCUGUCUUUUUUGCAAGUUUUGGGGGAGCUGCCGUUGGCUGUGGGCAGUGCUGCCGAUCUGCUGCUGCUGCUGCUGCUGCAGCCGUCGAGGUGGCUGCGGCCGUCCGCGCAGCAGCAGCAGCAGCAGCAGCAGCAGCAGCACACAGAGGGGCCCCGCAGCCUGCAGCAGCAAACGGACAGGAGACAUUAUGGCUUAUUUUUAGCUCUUCUCCUCCGCGCAGUUGCAGCCACCAUUAAACAAAGAGAAGAAAAUACAUUAAGGGGUCCAACUUCCCCCUUCAGCGCUGCUGCUGCUGCUGCUGCUGCUGCUGCUGCUGCUGCUGCUGCAGCUGCAGGGGCAAACGGGGAGGGGCCCGGGCAGGGCCGUGGGGGGCCCCUGCGGGGCCCCCAGCCGAGCGAACCGCUGCCCCGCUGCGCCGUGGUAGCUGAGACUUUUAGCUGCUGCAGCAGCUGCUGCUGGCGCUGCAGCAGCAGCAAACCAGCGGGGGUGGGGGGUGAGGGUUUGGUUUCUUUUUGCUGCCUCGAAAGCUCCAGGUGGCUCUGCAUGCUGCGCAGCCGUUUUUCGCACAUUUUCCUCCUUUUCUACGGAGUUCAGAGAAGCAAGCAGCAGCAGCAGCAGCAGCAAGAGCAGCAGCAGCAGCAGCAGCAAGAGCAGCUGCAGCAGCAGCAGCAAGAGCAGCUGCAGCAGCAGCAGCAAGAGCAGCUGCAGCAGCAGCAGCAGCAGCGCAGUGCAGCUGCGACAGAGGGGACUCUUUUGCCUGUUUUGUUUGUUGCGGACAUAACAAAUGCAGUUGUGGCAGCAGCAGCUGAGUAG
Messenger RNA from Eimeria necatrix, 1845 nucleotides. RefSeq lists its product as hypothetical. Gene Ontology annotation, cellular component: endosome; trans-Golgi network; trans-Golgi network transport vesicle. The record is from RefSeq and is a predicted model, not a curated record. NCBI's taxonomy places the organism in Eukaryota, Apicomplexa, Conoidasida, Eucoccidiorida, Eimeriidae.